AUGAAACGCGUAAUUGAACCUGUUCGAAAAAGUUUGCUGGACGUAAUCAAAAAAAAUCUUCGAGCUACUGGUAAGAUUACGUAUAUAACACGUGUUACGUAUGUUGGAGAAUAUAUUGGUGAAAAUGUAAAUUUAGAACAGCAAAUAGAAUCUAUAAUAAAUAGUUUACAAGAAGAUUAUAUCAAUAUCCCCAUCACUGGAUUGUUCCUUAUUUAUCCUAAAUAUUUUGUUCAUGUAAUAGAGUCGGCAGAGGAUAUAAUUUAUAGACAUUUCAAAGCUUUAAUUAAUUUUGAAAAUAAAAAGUGUAAAAUAAAAAGAGCAAUUUAUCUCCCGACUUAUCAUCAUGUUCAUCAGAGAUUUUUUUCGCAAUGGUCCUAUGUGUAUUCAAUACCACCUUCGUUAAUACAACCAUUUACAUCAUUUGAAUUGGAUGAUAUUCUAUAUCAAAUGUCAAAUUGCUUUAGAAAAAUUUAUAUAUUGUGUGAUCAUAUUUCAAAUACGAUUAAAGAUAGCUCAAUUCCAAUGAAUGAAGUCGUGAAAACAUUAAAUGAAAAGUUUGCACCAUAUUAUCCUGAAAGCACAUUAUUAGAGUAUUUAUUGAAUAUCAGACAUCCUGUAAUUUUAACUAUUGAAGACUAUUUGAAAAUAUUUUCUGUCACGCCAACAAUUAAUUUGUAUUCAGAUACCAUCUGGCCGGCACCUCGUGAUAUGAUAUUCUGCCCCGAACUCAAGAAAAAUGAUUAUAACAAAGAUUAAUGGGAAAAAACCAAAGCCCAUUCAUUAAAAACUUUAAAAAUUUAAUUUUAAAGAUUUAUUUGAUUAUCAAUUUGGAAUCACGUUUGCUUUUUGAAGAAUAUAAUUGAUUUUUGAAAAGAAAAGAAAAAAAACUAUUUUUCUCUGCUAUUAUGAUAUCUCGUGUUUUUUGAACAAUGAUGAUAAAAGUAUGAUGAUGAUAUAAAAUUUCAAUCCAAUACCGAUGCCGUUCGGUUUAGACCGUUUCGUUGAUGUUACUAUGGAGAAUUGUUCGAAUAAAUUAUCAAAAGAUAUUAUAUUGGCAGUUUGUGUUGAAGAUUUAUUGUGCUGCUAGCGAAACUCGUUAAGCGCCUUAGAUCAUUCGAAACGAUACUAGCGCAUCACUAUCGUGUCAGGAUGAAUUCGUAUUUAAAUUUUUGUUCAGCCUUUUAGCGUAAGACGCUUAAUACAAGAUGAAAUAGGUGUUUUUCGUAACGAUUAGUAAAGUUCCCCUUAGUACACUGGCUAUGCGCCGAUAUCAAUUCCAUCAAUGGCAAUAAUAAAUAACGAGUUUUUAUUUCAUUCGCGCGUUUCUCUUUCAACGCAGUGUGUCUUUUUCUCUCUUUUUUUUCUUCUUUUUUUAAAUAUUACAAUCAGACCGUGUCUUCGAGGAUAAAACUUAACGACUAAAGAUCGAAAGAACACAUUCAUCUAGAGGAUUCGAAAGAACGACUAAUUCUCGAUAAUAUUUACACGAACGAUUCGUGAAAAACCAUUGUUCGCCAUUUUCCUAUGACCGUAUUACACCGAGUUAUCUGUUAAAUUAUCCAGAUCUUCCCGUAUUUUUUCCUUUUCCUUCUUUUUCUACCAAAUAUUUUCUUUGGCUGUUAGAUACACGCAUGCACACAAAUGUGUUUACCAUUUAUUAGGAAAAGGAGACAUUUACAGAGCGAAGCGAAAGCUCUCUCUUUUUCUUUCUUUUUUUUUUUUUCUUUUCUCAUCUUUGCUGUGCUUAACGAUCAAGGAAGCUAUAAAUAUUCGUCUUUUUUUCUCUUUCACGAGCUUCUAGUAACGAUUCGUGGAUAGAAGUUAUACAUACCAUACAAUAAUACAUUUUUCUUAACGCUUUUCGAAAGUUUACGAUUCUUUCGGUUCAUUUUGUAUGGAAAAUACAAUAUAUUUUCUAAUCUUUUCAUUUUUCAUUUCAUUUCUACAAAGUUUUAGAAUAAAAAUUAAAUAAGAUACAAAGUGAAUCUCAUUAAAAAUGUUAAAAGUAUCGAAAUAGAUCAA
Molecule: messenger RNA, 2022 nt
Organism: Apis laboriosa (Himalayan honeybee)
Lineage: Eukaryota; Metazoa; Arthropoda; Insecta; Hymenoptera; Apidae
Product: testis-expressed protein 47-like
Exons: 7
Coding region: 1-756 (251 amino acids)
Molecular function (GO): blue light photoreceptor activity; FAD binding
Source: RefSeq, a predicted model, not a curated record